CCCACCACAGCCAGUCUCUUCGGAGUCGUUACCGGAGUCACGUGCCUGCACAUUAAUGAACCGGACGCGCAGACCUCGGCGUGCGCAUGCGCGUGCGUAAAAUGUAGUUGGAAAUGAGGUAUCGCUGUGGAGUAGUCGACUUUUAAAAAGCAUCUGCAGCCCAUGAUAUGACGACUUCGCUGGUCUUGCAUCCACGCUGGGCGGACACCUUGAUGUACGUUUAUGAAAAAAGCCCGAAUGAAAGUGGUCAGAAUAAAAAUCAAGCUAUGGAGGGACUGAGCGGGAAUUGCCCUGCGACCCACUGCAGGGAUCUUAUCUCGCACCCAGCUUUGGGGCGACAUUCGGGCACCAUCACAACUCACCAGGGCACCGUGUACUCGGAUAUAUCCUCACCUGACGCAGGAAGACAGUGUCCCGCGCCUCAGACGUCGUCCAGCGCCUCUCUGGGCUAUAGUUACCCGUUUGGAAACCCGUACUACGGCUGCAGGCUGUCUCAUUCGCACAACGUGAACUUGCAGCAGAAGCCGUGCUCGUAUCAUCCCGCAGAUAAAUACACCGAGCCCAGUACGGCACUGCCUACCGAGGAGCUCUCCAGCAGGGCAAAGGAAUUCGCUUUCUACCCCAGCUUCGCCGGCUCAUAUCAGGCGGUUCCUGGCUAUCUCGAUGUGUCGGUGGUCCCCAGCAUAAGCGCACAUCCCGAGCCCCGACACGACGCGCUGAUUCCAAUGGAGGGCUAUCAGCACUGGGCUCUGUCAAACGGCUGGGAUGGGCAGGUGUACUGUUCAAAGGAACAAACACAGUCGUCUCAUCUUUGGAAAUCUCCUUUUCCAGAUGUCGUCCCGUUGCAACCUGAGGUUAGCAGUUACCGGAGAGGACGCAAAAAGCGUGUUCCCUACACCAAGAUCCAACUGAAGGAACUGGAGAAAGAGUACGCAGCCAGCAAAUUCAUCACUAAAGACAAAAGAAGACGCAUCUCUGCUACCACCAAUCUGUCUGAGCGUCAAGUUACUAUUUGGUUUCAGAACCGCAGAGUGAAAGAGAAGAAAUUUAUCAGCAAAUCUAAGGCGAACAAUCACAUGCACACUUAAUGGAUGCCCCACGAAUUGCUUUCCAGCUGAUCUCAUUACCUUCUGAAAGUCUGAUAUUUACUUCUUCUCAAAAACCAUGAACGAAGAAAACCCGAGGCCGUGUCACAUCACCCAAGUCUGGCUUUACUUUAUUUAAUUAAAAAAAAAAUAUAUGCACAUGAUUUAAUAAUCGCUCACCUGUAAGCUUUAAGGGACAUAGGCCAUGCCCUAAAAACUGUGAACAUAUUGAAAAUCAUUUCGACUUUGCUCUUUUCUAUGAAUGUACAUAUAUAAAUAUAUAAUAUUUAAAAUAUUUGGGUUUCCAAGAGACAGUUUGGUCAUGUGCUUUGUUCCAGUGAUAAAAGGAGACACGAACAUUUGUUGAUGUGUAACAGUCAGUGCAAAAAUCAGCAGAAACACACAAGGACUUUUAACUCGCAUGAAGUAUUAAUAGUAAAUUCGUAUCUGAAAAUUAUGUUUGAAUGAGAACAAACUGGAGAUUCAAAAGAAAACAUUGAACACUGAAUGUGUGAUGUCUCAAACAGAGCCAUGCACCAUCGUUUUUUUGGUGGCAGGAGUACACAGGUUUAUUUCCAAAAAGCCUUCGAGAUUUCAAAAGCUAAAUGUUUCACUGUGGGAUACAUUACUUUUUAAUGCCGAUGGUAAACCAGGCUGCUAAUGUUAACUGUACAGUGCAAUGUCUUUAUUAUUUAAUUCAUGUUCUGGCAAAUGACAGGGCUGUAAAAUAGAAUGUGUCAAGAUCAUCUUAGUGUCCUUUUUUUUUUUUUUUAAGCAGUGAACUAUAUGUCUGCCCUGCAACUGGAAUGAUUGUAAACGAUUGCAACAUUUAGUAUUACACGUUAAUGCACAAUCUUUCUUGUUUUAUGUAUAGAAACAAAUAUCGUAAAGCAUUUGGAGCUGUUCACACACGCUGUCAGUCUGUACCUCUUUCUGUGAAGUACGUGAACUGUAUUGUGGUGUUUAAUUCCUAAAGUACUGAAUGGAGACAUGUUUCUUAAAUAAAUAAUGGCAAUGCAAA
Pangasianodon hypophthalmus (striped catfish) is the source of this 2106-nucleotide messenger RNA. RefSeq names its product homeobox C13a (gene hoxc13a). Lineage: Eukaryota; Metazoa; Chordata; Actinopteri; Siluriformes; Pangasiidae. Gene Ontology annotation, molecular function: RNA polymerase II cis-regulatory region sequence-specific DNA binding; DNA-binding transcription factor activity, RNA polymerase II-specific. The transcript has 2 exons. Gene Ontology annotation, biological process: regulation of transcription by RNA polymerase II. The record is from RefSeq and is a predicted model, not a curated record. Bases 168 to 1088 code for a protein of 306 amino acids.